AUGGCUAGAGGCAGGCGCAUUGUGGUCGACUCGGACGACGACGACGACGACUUCCCCGAACUGCAGGAUUUGGGCAGGAACAGAAACCAGGAAAGCAGAAAUCUCGGCGGCCUAUCAGAAUCACAGGCAGAGGAUGCUACCGGCAAAGGCACGGUCAGGCGGCGCAAGCUCGGGGCACUGUCCGACAAGACGUUGCUCCGACCCAAGAUGGACAGAGGCUCGUCGCGGACGAUCUUUGACGACGAUGGAGAUGACUUCACCAGACCUCGGCGGACUGAGCUCCGGACCACCAAGCCGAGACCGGUGGUCAAAAGUGUUGAGAUUGAUCGCUGUUCAGAUACCGACUCGAUGCAUGAGGAGACGAUCAUCGAAGACUUCUGUGACGAUGACGGGUCCGACUUUGAGGCCAGUAGGAUCUCAGGGUCGGAUGAGAGCGACUUCUCAGGCGAGGAAUUCCUACAAAGGUCUCCAUCAAAGUCGAAAAGACCAGGCACCGAAACGAAAGAGAGGAACAGGCUUGGGCAAUCGAAGCGAAGCCCCAGUCCGAGUGCACAAUUAUUAUCGGAAGCGAUUGAGGCACAGGAGCGGAACGGUUUGCGGCAGUCUGGCAGUGAGGGCGAUAGAGCCAACAGCAAAACGACUUCCAAGAAGGCAAGCAAGUCAAGAGACAUCACGCCAUCAGACCUCGCAAGACCGCUCUCGAAACUGACCAUACAUGACUUAAAACCACCCAGCUCUCAGGAGUCCUCAUCAAGUAUCGAGCGACCAAAGACACCGACAUCUCCGCCUCCACAGCCCAAGACAUCAGGCCUGGUAUCUCCAAGCAAGAAGAUACCGCGCAUACCAGCAACGCCCCAUCACCCGAAUGUGGAAACCUUUUGGGACCAAGAGUUCAUUGAUGACUGGAACGACGAGCACUCGCCCAAGAAGCAGCUGUUCCUCCCGUCCGUCGGUGGCAGCCCGUCCAAGAAGCAGAGCAGUCCCAGCAAGAAGGGCGAGCCCAGUGCGGCGGCGAUAGCCAAGGCCGCGAAGAAGGCGUUCGAGCAAUCCAAGCACGAGCUCGCCGAUAAGUUCCUGCACGAGCUCGACACACACAUCACCGAUGGCAAGAUCUCGGAGCUCUCGGCCGCGACGGGCGGGAUCCGCAUCGACUGGACCAACAAGCUGAACACGACGGCCGGCCGGGCCAACUGGAAGCGCGAGACGAUCAAGCGUAAGGACGGCGACACGGGCGCCGUCACGUCGGUGCGCUACAAGCACCACGCGUCGAUCGAGCUGGCGGAGAAGGUCAUCGACGACGAGGGCCGGCUGCUCAACGUCAUCGCCCACGAGUUUUGCCACCUGGCCAACUUCAUGGUCAGCGGCGUCACCACGAACCCGCACGGCAAGGAGUUCAAGGCCUGGGCGGCCAAGGUCACCCGCCGGUUCGGCGACCGCGGCAUCGAGGUCACCACCAAGCACAGCUACGACAUCGACUUCAAGUACGUGUGGGAGUGCACCGCGUGCGGGCUCGAGUUCAAGCGCCACUCCAAGAGCAUCCACACCGACCGGCACCGCUGCGGCGCCUGCAAGAGCGAGCUGCGGCAGAUCAAGCCCGUGCCCAGGGGGAAGCCCGGCAAGGAGUCCGAGUACCAGAAAUUUAUGAAGGAGCAGAUGAGGCUGAUCAAGCAGGAGAACCCGGCGAGCCCCCAGAAGGACAUCAUGAAGAUGGUUGCGACGCGGUGGUCUCAGAAGGAGAAGAACACGGGGUCGGGGCACAAGAAGUCGACCUCAUCCUCGCAAUGUAGCAAUGACGGCAGCAGCAGCAAACCUCACAAGGUCGAAGGGGUUGCACAGGCUCUGGACCAGCUGGCACUGAUAGAUCUGACAUAA
Diaporthe citri is the source of this 1872-nucleotide messenger RNA. RefSeq lists its product as uncharacterized. Lineage: Eukaryota; Fungi; Ascomycota; Sordariomycetes; Diaporthales; Diaporthaceae. Gene Ontology annotation, cellular component: nucleus. The transcript is spliced from 2 exons. The record is from RefSeq and is a predicted model, not a curated record. The coding region runs from base 1 to 1872 and encodes 623 amino acids.